This is a messenger RNA of Penicillium cinerascens, 1050 nucleotides long. RefSeq lists its product as uncharacterized. The transcript has 2 exons. Lineage: Eukaryota; Fungi; Ascomycota; Eurotiomycetes; Eurotiales; Aspergillaceae. Bases 1 to 1050 code for a protein of 349 amino acids. The record is from RefSeq and is a predicted model, not a curated record.
AUGUCCGCGCAAACGAGAAUCGUGGUAGAGCAUUUCAACAGAGGACAAUUCCCACCACAGCCUUUCCCACUUGAUUCACUGAGUGCCUCCGCAAUUUCCUCAAAAGAUAUCCGGCAGGUCUUGGAUUGGGAAAAUCUUAUGAGAGGUAUCGAAGAUAUUUACUUGAACAAUGUUGAGUGGGCUCGAGAGAUGUAUAACGACCUGGGAAUACGCGAUCCCGGACAGCUUUCUCCGGAAUGGUUCAUUUGGAAGGAGAAUUUCCGUCGCUCCAUAUAUCAGUUCUUUUUCAUGGGUGAGGUUUUAUGCCGAUCACACCAGGAGCCUCUUUCAGAAUCCCCCAAGCAUCUUUUCCAGGACAGAGACAUAAGACUUGAACAGCCAGAUAAGCCAUUACUGAAGAGUGAAGAGAUGGCGUAUUUACUGAAAUUCCCGGUCUUCAACUUUGAGGAUUAUGCUCACCAUGAGGCCAUCUACAAUGACAUAGCGGAGCUCUUCAGGAAGCAAACAGAGCACCGCCCACCAUCCCUUGACAACCCAGAGCUGCUGGAUGCAUACCCAGAGGAUGCCGUCUCUCCUCAACUAGACAGGUAUCACGCCGAAACUCUUCAUGCGGAGAUGAUCCAAUGUCUUCUAUCAAGGUCAUUCUACUCGGAAGCCAUCGCCUUACCAGAUAAUCCGAAGAAUUCACACAAGACACUCCUUUUGAAAGAAGCUAUACCCCGAUCCAAGGAUUCCGUGUGGCGCUCAUGUUCUCCGUUUAUGAAUCGCAUUCUCGAGAUCAUGCAUUCGUUCUCCGGUCAGCCAAGUCAUUACAAAGAGCAAUAUCCCACCCCACCUCCUCCCAUGCAGAUCUUCCAGGACAUCUUACGGAAGUAUCUCGGACUUCGAUUUUCAGAUGAUGCAUUUGAGGUAGAGGAUCUUGAUGCCCCAGAUCACCUCUUCGUGCAUUAUCAAGAGAUGGGACAUCUUUUUUUGGAUAGGUGGCCUGAACUGGUCCCAUCAUUAUUUGAUUUGGACGACGGUACCGAAUAUGAAGCAUACUACUCCUAA